UUCUCCACGUCCUCCGGUGUGUCCAGACGUCAGAAGUUGCCACGAACGCACGGCGGCACGAUGUGGAGGAUAGCGAGCUGCGCGCUGUGGCUGGUUGUGGGUUCCCAGCUCGGUUUGUGGGGUGUUUGGGGGACAGCAGCUGAGCUGGACGGCGACGUCCGGGUCGAGGUCUUGUUCAAGCCCGAGCAGUGCACCCCCAAGAGUAAAAGAGGAGAUCUGAUGAACGUCCAUUACGACGGCUUCCUCGCCAAAGACGGUUCUCAGUUCUACUGCAGUCGAUCGGACAAAGCCGGGCACCCUCAGUGGUUUGUGCUGGGCGUUGGACAAGUCAUCAAGGGCCUCGAUAUCGGGAUGGAAGACAUGUGUCCUGGAGAGAAGAGAAAAAUAACGGUUCCCCCCGGCUUGGCCUUCGGAGAAAAGGGCAAAGAUCCGGUGCCGCCCAAUGCUACGGUGGUGUUUGAGGUGGAGGUCUACUCUGUGUCCAGGGGACCGCGCAGCAUGGAGGCCUUCGGACAGAUGGACCUCGAUAGAGACAGAAGUCUCACAAAGGCUGAGGUGAAAGAAUACUUGAAACUGGAGUACGAGAAGGGCGGGAAGGCUCGCGACGACCCUUUCUACGAGAAGAUCAUGGCUGAUAUAUUCCGUAAGAGCGACCACGACAAAGACGGGCUGAUCAGCGCCAAGGAGUAUAAUAUUUAUGAACAUGAUGAGCUCUAGUGUUGGAAGAAGUGGAUCUUGGUAAUUGUUAUACUUUAUGUACAUUGAUUAAUUUGAGAGCGAAGGGAAGACUCCACCCUCCGAUGUUCUUAUAAUGCCGAUGUUCUUUUUUUUUUUUUCUAUAAAAAUGUUAUAGCAAUGAAUAUUACAGUGUCUUGACCAGUUCAGCCCUAGCUGUUA
Molecule: messenger RNA, 897 nt
Organism: Etheostoma spectabile (orangethroat darter)
Lineage: Eukaryota; Metazoa; Chordata; Actinopteri; Perciformes; Percidae
Gene: fkbp7
Product: FKBP prolyl isomerase 7
Exons: 4
Coding region: 61-717 (218 amino acids)
Molecular function (GO): peptidyl-prolyl cis-trans isomerase activity; calcium ion binding
Source: RefSeq, a predicted model, not a curated record